Molecule: messenger RNA, 960 nt
Organism: Lathyrus oleraceus (garden pea)
Lineage: Eukaryota; Viridiplantae; Streptophyta; Magnoliopsida; Fabales; Fabaceae
Product: protein SULFUR DEFICIENCY-INDUCED 1
Exons: 3
Coding region: 199-921 (240 amino acids)
Molecular function (GO): protein binding
Source: RefSeq, a predicted model, not a curated record
UUUAAAUGCCACAUGUCAAAAACCAUUUAGCAUUGGAAGCAUGAUGUCAUAUAGAAUCAAGCCUCAAUUCGUUCCACAUUCUUUCACAGUGGUUAGCAUCCCAGGUUCCUUGUACUAUAUAUUUUCCUAUGUCCUGAGUUUUUCUUUAUGAGGUGCAUGUGCCUUCAAAACAAAGGCCUCUAUCUUUCGUGACAGAAAAUGGAAGGAGUUAGUGUCUUGAAGAAAAGUUCUAACAGAAAGAAACAUGAUCUUUAUCAUGUUAUCCAUAAAGUUCCUUUUGGUGAUAGUCCUUGUGUCAAAGCCAAACAUGCUCAGAAAUGUGGAAUAGUAGAGGAGCAAAUUGAUUUAUCUAAAAGAAAGCUAAAACUUAUAUAUCAAGGAGAUGACUUUAAUGGAAGAACUACAAAUAAUUCUUGUUCUAAACUUAUAUAUCAAGGAAAUGACUUUAAUGGAAAGACUACAAAUACUUCUCGUUCUAAUGGCAAGAAGUUCCAAAUUUCAAUCAACCAAGAAACUGCAAGAUUAUUGGGAAACAUGGGCUGGACCUACAUGCAAAAGACAAACUACAUAAUGGCUGAGGUAAUUUUUAAGGAAGCUCAAGUGUUAGAUGCUGAUGUCAAGAAGGCUCUAAACUUGGCCUUAUGCUUAAUCAGACAAUCACGUUAUGAAGAAGCCUAUUUAAUUAUUGAAGAAGUUUUGCAAGGAAAACUUCAAGGUUCUGAUGAAAUUAAGUUCAUAAAUAAAGCUGAGGAAUUGCUUACAGAGUUGAAUGCAAACUUGCCACAACCUAAGUUUAUGGAUGAUUUAGGUCUUGAUGAUGAUCUUGUGAAGGAAAUUGAUGGGUCGCUUAAUGUAUGGAGUCAUAUUAGAUCCAGAAGACUUCCCAUCUUUGAGGAAAUAUCUUCUUUUAGGGAUAAUUGACAGGUUGAUAAGUUUUUAAUUGGUUGUGUUGUAUAUUGU